Messenger RNA from Coregonus sp. 'balchen', 16483 nucleotides. The record is from the annotation of a GenBank genome assembly. Lineage: Eukaryota; Metazoa; Chordata; Actinopteri; Salmoniformes; Salmonidae.
CACAUAAAGAGGAAAGCGCGUCGGCGUCCAUCUUGGGGGCGGGGCAUCAUUAGGAAGAAGAAGAACUACAAGAAGGGAACGGAGGAAGAGGAGGAGGAUGAAGGUGUGGAGCCUGAGCCGGAAAUGGGGGUACCCAGCGACUCCUGUCUGACUCAGGAUGAAGAGUCUUCCUGUGACACCAUGGACCCUCAGCCCAACGGACACCACACAAACCCUCACACACACGGCAUCUCCACGGAGGAGGAGAGCUCCAAUGAGCCCCCCGAGGCCCCUAGGGGCCAGAGGACCAAGACCCAAGGGGAAAGCAGCACAGGGACAGGGCCCAAGGAGGAAGAGACAUCAGCUACAGACGACAAAGCCAAUUCUACAUCCACAGACAGAGACCUCCAGUCUAAAAGUGAGUCUUCCCCAUGUAAAAGUGAUGAUUCUCAUUGCAAAAACAAGGAGCCUCAAUCCCAGGAGAAGGAGAUCCAGUCUAAAGAUGAGGGUUCCCAAGCCGAAAGCGAGAACCCCCAAGCCAAGCCUGAUGAUCCUAAGCCUAAGGAGGAAGGUUUCCAGCCCAUGGAUGUUGAGGAGGUCCAGCCUAAAGACGAGGAGGUCCAGUCCAAGGCUGAGCAGCAGUUGUCAGCCCCCACGCCGGCCACAGCACCCCCUGUCCCUCAGGAGGAGUGUGUGAACGGGAAUGAGUCCAUGGACAGCCUGGAUUCCCAGGCCCUCAAGAGCUCUGAGAGAGAGGGGCCUACAGAGGUCAAAGGUGAAGGGUCAGAGGGGGAAGAGGACGUGUCGGCUUCUGCAGUGAGCAGAGGAACUCAGGAGCGCCGCCCUCAGGACGGGAGGACAGGAGACACGGAGACGGGUGAGGAGGAGCAGGACAGAGAAGGUACUGAGGGGUUAUCUGUGGCUAACUUUUACCUACUCCUAGUGCACCAUAGCUGUCUUGGGGUAGAAUCCUGACUUGAUAUAUGCAUGUCUAACUCAGACUUGCGUUUAAAUAAUGCAUCAUGUCAGUGGGUUAAUUUGAGUUACUCUGAGUACAGAUGGCAAGUUCUGAUCUUUCCCCGAGAGCACCAGACGGACUAGAAACACGUCCACAGAUUUGAACACGGUCAGCCUAACCUCGCAUUACUUUUUCAUUCACUGUAAAAGAACCGAAAUAUAAUCAUUUUGUUGAUUGUCAUCCAAGAUAUUUGAUUUACACUGGGUUUGCUUGUAAAACGUCAGGGCGUGAAUUAUCCAAGACAUAUGGCAUGUGAAAUAUGAAAUACUAUCAGACAGCAUAUUUCAAUGAAACCCUCAAAAGUCUCUGAGGUCUUGUACCUUUGUAGACUAUCCAAAACCACCCUUAAGAUUUAUUUUUUUCUCUCUCACAUAAUUUUUUCUUUGGGCUUGAACCGUUGGCCAUUAAUUUAGUGGCGUGUAGUGUCUGGGACAAGCCAAUAGGUCUGUGAGUUUGUCAGCAUGUGUGUGUGUGCACAUGCAUUUGUGGCUGUGCAUGCAUACGUACACAAUACACCGUUACAGUACGUGUGUGUGUGUGUGUGUGGUGUCUGGGACAAGCCAAAAGGCCUGUGUGUGAUUUAACGACUCAGGGCUGUGGAUUAUCAGGGGCCAGCUGGAAACCCGGCGCUACUGGGUGAUUUGGAAGGACUGGGGUAGUAGAGGUGGCCGGGGGAGAUUUCUGCUUCCUCUGUUGUGGCUUUUUUGGAUCCUACAGACAGUGUAUUACCACUAACGAUGGUAGCAGUAAACUAUAAGCCAACAGAUCACAGGCUCUGAAUGUAGCGGGCCAGCUGUUCUUCUCAUCUUUGAUUGUCAGGCCUUUGCUUCCAUCCAAACAAGCCUUGGUGUAUGGAUAUGCUAUGGUUCAGUAUGUUCUAAUAACCUACCUGGAGAAAUGAUGGUGAUAAACAUAUAGGUGAAAGGCGAGAUUGUAGGUGGGCUGUAUCAUUGACCUGUUCUCUCUUCCUGUUCCAGGCUGGUCCAAGGGGAGGAAGUGCAGAAUGAGCCAAUCAGAGCAGUCGAAGGGAUCAACUGACAGGACAGAGGAGCCUCCACAGAUCCCUCCCCAUCCACCACCUGCACUAGUGGUCGAUCAACAGAGACUCACGGUAAGUGAUGGGGUGUGUGUGUGUGUGUAUUACCUCCUAAUUAUUUUCUAAGUAAUGCUGAACACAUCCCCGAGUAUGAAAGUAAUGAGUUGUGUAAUAGUGGUUGUGUGUUGUAUUUUUAGCACAAUGCCCUUCCACAGCUUACGGUCUUGUGAAAACGCCAUUCAUCCAUUCAUGUUAUCUGCAAUGAGACCAUUUAAGCUGUGCCAUCCCUCCAGUCAUUUCCUAGCCACAUUAUAACUGGCAAUGUCCCCUUCCUAAUCCCAGCCACACUACACGCUGAUCUCCAAGGCUUCCCUUUCUCCUUUCAUCCCUUCAUUCUGUCGCUCCCAAGCCCAGAGCCACAUGAAAUGGUAAUACAUUUUUACCGUUAAAUCAACAUUAGAGACUAAUUCUGUCUCUCAGAUGGGAGAAAAUCACCAGUCAUUUUAAUGGGCCCUAGUCAAUGCUGUUGAGCAGCUGAUGAGGGAAGUGAGGUUUGGGCAGAGGAAAGGAGCAUGAGGGGUGGAUGGGGUGGGGUAGACUAUGACAUGGGGAUUGAAGGAAGGAGAAAAAGUUAUUGGGGGUGGAUGGGGGACUGGCCCCUAAUCCUCCCCAGGCUUGUCAGGUCUUCUCUGGGUCUGCUGGUGUCACUCUCCCCCUUUUCAGAUGGAUGCUCCUGAUUUCCCAGCCUAAUAUAGUCUCCUCUUGUUCGUGCUCUGUUGGAGACCCAAGUCUGCCCUCACUCUGUGUGUGUGUGUGUGUGCGUGCGUGCGUGCGUGCGUGCGUGCGUGCAACGAGAGACACUUUACAUCCUCAUCAUCCGAGAGGAAGGCUCCAAUAUUAGUGGCAGACAACAGGGCAUCUCCACGUCUUCACUCAAUCAACAGGUGUUGUUCCUUCCAUACGGCCAUUUUAAGAAUGCAGCCAGGACAUGACUCAAACAUGAGAUGCUCUCUCUGCGCUCUCUGCUCUCCACACUACCCGCUCCGUCAAGUUGGUCUCUGAAUAAAUAGAUUGACAGAAUAAAAAGUGAAUAUGUGAAAUGAUUCCCAGGCACUUUGCACGGUCACACUUAGGUUCCACCUAAUACCCCGGGUAUAAAUUGGAGCCGUGCUCUCUCUUCACUCCCUCUUAUCCUAGGGACUCUUCUCUCUACCAACCGACCACCCAAACGACCCUGGUAAGAACAGGAAGAUACAAUAUAGGUCUGAUCUAAUAGGUGUAAAGGAAGUGUUUCUGUGUCACGCGCUCCAUCUCUCCGUUCUCUAGCCCUCCAUCCCACUGCGACAUCCCGACGAUCCCCUGCUAUCAAACCAUUAUCUCCCUGUGGUUAGCAUCGCCACAGGGUGGCGGCAGAGAUUGAGGGGUGCGCGGUUCCCGUCUCUCAAAGUGAUUGACAGGUCUGAUCCUUCCGUCUGGUCACAGACUGGUCGCGGUGGACCGACGCUUCCGAUAAAGACUCAGAACCACGAGUCGUGGGUGAUAGACUUCACGAACUGUGGGAACACUCCCUCCCUGUGAACGCACACAUCACUAAUCUGGAGGCUUAUUUGUUAGGCGGUGGAAAGAAGAGGAGAUAUCUUUAAGAAACAGAUCGUGAAAAGAGGGCACUGUGACUAAUUGCUUUUUCAUCCACCUGGUUUACGGAACAAAUUGAAUUUCCGGUGAGCGGGGUGAGAGUGCGUUUAAGGCUGAUAUCUCCACAGUGGUCGGUAGGAUUGGCUCGCUGCCUGAUAUUAGGAGAGGAAUGGUGUGGAACGUUCCGCUACUCCUCUCAUCUUCUCUUAAAUUCAUAUUCAUUGAUUGGAGAAGUCUCAUUACUUCUGACAUUUAACUUGGAUGGCAGGGCACCUGGAAUCCCUUUUGGAAUGAGCUAAAACUCUGCUAGUUUGUUCACAGUCCUCACACUGAGGUUCUUGAAAUGGUUUGGCUCCAGCAGUGUUCUUCAACCCUGCUCCUGGAAAGUUACAUAGUGUGCAGACUUUUGUUGCAGCCCAGCACCAACACACCUGAUUCUACUUAAUAGCCAACUUCGUGGUGGUUCGUUGAAUCAGGCAUGUUAAUGCUGAGCUGGAAGAAAAAUGUGCACAUCCCCAGGACCAGGUUGAAAAAACUAGUGAAGCACUGGCUUCCUGCAUUACUCCCAACCCCUCUGUUUCAUUAAUAAUCGGCACUUGAACACAGACGGACAGAAAAAACCUUCAUAAAGUAUUCACACCCCUUGACUUUUUCCACAUUUUGUUGUUACAAAGUGGGAUUAAAAUGUAUUUAAUUGUAAUUUUUUGUAAAUGAUCUGCACAAAAUACUUUAAUGUCAAAGUGGAAGACAGAUUCUAACAUUUGUAAAAAAAUAAAUUAUCAUAAUAAUACAAAUAAAUUGUUUAAUCUUUAUUAGAUAAGUAUUCAACCCCCUUAGUCAAUACAUGUUAGAAUCACCUUUGGCAGAGAUUACAGCUGUGAGUCUUUCUGGGUAAGUCUCUAAGAGCUUUCCACACCUGGAUUGGUCAACAUUUGAAUUAUUGUUGAAAAGAGUAUGCAAGCUCUGUCAAAUUGGUUGUUUAUCACUGCUAGACAACCAUUUUCAGGUCUUGUCAUAGAUGUAAGUCAAAACUGUAACUCAGCCACAUUCCCUGUCUUCUUGGUAAGCAACUCCAGUGUAGAUUUGGCCUUGUGUUUUACGUUAUUUUCCUGCUGAAAGAUGAAUUAAUCUCCCAGUGUCUUGUGGAAAGCAGACUGAACCAGGUUUUCCUCUAGGAUUUUGCCUGUGCUUAGCUCCGUUCCGUUUCUUUUUUAUCCCGAGAAACUCCCCAGUCCUUAAAGAUAGAUUACAAGCAUACCCAUAACAUUAAAAUAUGGAGAGUGGUACUCCGUAUUGGAUUUGGCCCAAACAUAACACUUUCUAUUCAGGACAAAAAGUGAAUUGCUUUGCCACAUUAUUUUGCAGUAUUACUUUAGUGCCUUGUUACAAACAGGAUGUAUGAUUUGGAAUAUUUUUCAGUCUUCCUUUCACUCUGUCAAUUAGGUUAGUAUUGUGGAGUAACUACAAUGUUGUUGAUCCAUUGGCCGAAUGGUGAUAACCCUGAGAAUCCUUUUUUUAUGGGCCUAAUAAUAAAGACAUAAUUUAACAGUAAAUAUGUAUUACUAUUUAAUGUGGCAUGAACACAACCAGUCAUGAUGCUUUCGUCUGAUUGUCAAACAAAUCACUUAAAAAAAAGUAGGCUACCUGUGCAUGUUCGUCCACUCCAAAAUAAUCCAAACAGUGCAAUGCAUGUACUCUCGCGCUUGCAUACUUCCCCCUCAGGAGACUGAAAAGAUUUGGCAUGGGUCCUCAGAUCCUCAAAAAAUUCUACAGCUGCACCAUCGAGAGCAUCCUGACUGGUUGCAUCACCGCCUGGUAUGGCAACUGCUUGGCCUCCGACCGCAAGGCACUACAGAGGGUAGUGCGUAUGGCCCAGUACAUCACUGGGGCCAAGCUUCCUGCCAUCCAGGACCUCUAUACCAGGCGGUGUCAGAGGAAGGCCCUCAAAAUUGUCAAAGACUCCAGCCACCCUAGUCACAGACUGUUCUCUCUGCUACCGCACGGCAAGCGGUACCGGAGUGCCAAGUCUAGGUCCAAAAGACUUCUCAACAGCUUCUACCCCCAAGCCAUAAGACUCCUGAACAGCUAAUCAUGGCUACCCGGACUAUUUGCACUGCCCCCCCACCUUUCUGAAAAAGGUGGGUAAACUGCAUUUAGUUACGUUUACCCUCUGCUAGGCCUAUACUACUGCCAGUACUCUACCCUCUCAGCCGAGGAAAUGUUACACAUAUGAACACACGCAGAACAGGUAGCCUACAUUCAAUAUAAUACACAAGUUGAAUCAAAACAUGUUUUACACCCUAGUUCAUGAGUUGUCCAUAAUUCAUGAGUUGAAUGCUUGGAGUCUUCACAGAUCGUGUGACAUAAAACACUACCUUUCUUUCCUUACAUUAAUGACAUUUAUGACAGAGUUAUUUGUAAUUAUUAAGCAUUUAACAAUUGAAUUAGAACAUUGAAUUUAAACCCUAUACGAUUCCUUGAUUUUGGAGAAAUUCACUGUAAGUGUACCUAUGCCUAAGUAACAUUUAAUUAUGUUUCGCCGUGAAAACAGUUCUCAUGGGCACACAAAUCCAAAAUAAUGUAGCCAUUGCGAAAUGGAAUGCUAGUGAUAUUGGCAACCAUCAUCAGCUGAUCCAGGAAACAACAAAUGUUGAUAGAAAAUAAUCAAGCUAAAUAAUUGGUCUACUACUUCUGGCCACGGACGGCACGGAGAACAGCGAUAGGCUACCCGCGUGCACCUGAAAAACAAAGCAAUGAGCGCUCUAAACAGCUGACUGUUAAAAGCAAACAAUGAUAAAUCAAUGAAUAAAUCUAAAGCAUUGGAAUAAAGGCAAUUUUUUUUAAAUCAAGGGCAUAUGGCAAACAAAUGGCCAAGAUGAGCAAGUACAAAGGAAAAUCUAUGCGUUUAAAGAAGCUCAGCACUACUGAGUGGACAGCGCCGUGGACAGAGAGAAGGUUUGCCGCUACGUAGAAAUAAAUGGUUUAAACCAUGAGAGAGGGGGGGAUGUUGGUUUCAUUUGGAUGUUUUUAUUUUCAUUUUUGCCACUGUAAAACAUAUUUACCCCUGAAUUUUAAACAAAUAGGAGAAUGGUUAAAUUAGCAUUAUUUACAUCCUCCCGAAGUUUGACUUUUUUUGCAUUUAGGGGAGCUAAUGUCUCAUUCAGGGUAGCUGAGCCCCUCCUAGCGUCCCCAUAAUUCGCACACUGGGAAAAAGUCAAGGGUGUGAAUACUUUCUGAAGGCACUGUAAGUACCCUAGAUUGCAGCAGAAUCAUCAUCUAUCAGGGAAUCAAUUCUAGUCGUAUUAUUUCUAGCCACCUCGCCAAAGAACACUCGGGCUGGGCUACAAGACUUGGCUGGGAAAUUUUCCUUAGAUUUGUUUUACGCAGCUGCAAAUGCCCAGUGUGCAUUCAUUGGCUGUCACACUGAAGACUCCUCUCUCCCCUGUUGCCUGACUAUUACGGCAUGUCAAGACUUCCCAGAGCCGUCCGUCCACAGAAAUGGCCCCAUUUGCAGUUUGUUGUCUCUGCCCAUUUACAACACUAAUAACAGCAUGGCUCUAUCCGGAGAGGGAGGGAGGCGGCCAUUCUGAAUGCCUGCUAGGGGAAGAAAACGGCUUAAUGGCCGGUGCAAAGCGCUUUGAUUGUCAAUAGAAAUAAAUAACUUUUGGGGUGCUUCCUUUUCAUUUGUACUCAUUCCCACUGAUGUCCUUGACAGAGAGGCCAUUUGCAUGUGAUAACAGCUUUCCGUUUGGGGACCUGUCGUUUUGAGAAGGCUUCCAUCCACAUCGGCAACCAGCUACGGCACCACAUCAUGAAAACAAACAUGUGUGCCGAUAUAUAUACACACACACACAGUCCAAAACCACUCUCUGUAAGUGACUAGCACACACACUGCAAAUGUCCUGUCAGAUUGGGCCUAACUGCCUGCGGCUGUUUGGUUUUGACAAAAGACUGGAGAUGAGAGAAGAGUGGGAGGGGAAAAAAUAGGGAGCGAAAGGAAGGAGAUGAGAGAAAAGAGGGAGAGAAAAGCACAAGAGGAGAAUAGACUGGAGUCCAAAGUUGUCCUAGAUAAAAGAUAGCUGUAGUCCAGGGAUCGUCAACUAGAUUGAGCUGCGGGACGAUUUAUUUCUUGAGCGGUGGUCAGGGGACUGCUAAUUGACCGCAAGAAGCCCAAACAGAUAUAACAUUUGACUAUAACAUAAUAAUUUCAAACCUUGCUUACAUUUGUAUAUGAUUACAUAUCUCUCUAUUUUGCGUGGGAAUACUUUCGAACAGAUUUCUAAAAUCUAAAUCACUUGGAGCUGAUUUGCUGGUGUUUUUACCGUCUUAUGUCCAACAUUAACACCCCAAAAAAUCUAAUAGAAUCCUGCUAUAGACACACUGCUAUAGACAGGGCUAGGCCUAAUUGCUGACCUCCACUUGUGAGUCUGUUACAGUUGGAGCUGAGAACAACUCCAGCAGUCAGUCUGUUACAGUUGGAGCUGAGAACAACUCCAGCAGUCAGUCUGUUACAGUUGGAGCUGAGAACAACUCCAGCAGUCAGUCUGUUACAGUUGGAGCUGAGAACAACUCCAGCAGUCAGUCUGUUACAGUUGGAGCUGAGAACAACUCCAGCAGUCAGUCUGUUACAGUUGGAGCUGAGAACAACUCCAGCAGUCAGUCUGUUACAGUUGGAGCUGAGAACAACUCCAGCAGUCAGUCUGUUACAGUUGGAGCUGAGAACAACUCCAGCAGUCAGUCUGUUACAGUUGGAGCUGAGAACAACUCCAGCAGUCAGUCUGUUACAGUUGGAGCUGAGAACAACUCCAGCAGUCAGUCUGUUACAGUUGGAGCUGAGAACAACUCCAGCAGUCAGUCUGUUACAGUUGGAGCUGAGAACAACUCCAGCAGUCAGUCCCCCCCCCCCCCCCCCCCCCCCCCCACCAAAGCACUAUGCUGUUGAGUACAAUCUCACCAAGCACUACUGGAGUCAAUGGAAUAAUUUGACCUCCAAGCUAGAGAGAGAAGCCGGUUUCACUUCUGUCUGAGACACAAUGUGUUUUACUGCUCUGUACUUCUCUUUGAAACACCUGCAACACGUUUAUUUUUAGAGAAGAGGUGGUCUGUAGAUGAAGGUUGCCAAAGGUGUCAACCAUAUUUUAUUCCCCACACCAUGCCCAUGACACAGCAAAGCCCCCUCACCAUGAGCCUAGCGUCCGUACCAGAUUAACUUCUUAACACCUGUUGAUCAUGUCCAGAUCACAUCACCAGACCAACCACCUGCCCCACGCUCUAUCACGUCUUUCCAUCAUAGCCUUUCAUUUUCAGUGACUCUGGCACUGAGUUGGUAGCUAGUGACACCUGUUCAUCACGUCCCUCAUAACACCUGUCGGUCAUGUCCAGACCACAUCAUCAGACCACCACCGUCACUUGGCCCACUUUCCAUCACAUCAUCAUCCUACCCCUUCAGUCCAUCAUGUUGAAGGUCUGACGAUGGCCUUUAACUUGAAGUCACUUGGCUCAUUUGCUUUGGAUGCUAGCCUCGUGUGUCUGUCUGAGUCUGUAGAGAGUAGCGAGUGAGGGCGCUGCAGAAUUUGAUUCCUCCGUCACAUUCACAUUAGUCAUGAUACAGACCCUGGACCCCUCUGAUGUGUCAGCCUUGUGAUACUUUAUAUGUGCCACAUGUUACGCAACUUUGUGUGUGUGUGUCCUCGCGCUCCCAGUCCGUGUGACUUGGCAGUGUCCCCCAGGCAUUUCAUUCCUUUCUGGAGAUUGGAAUUCGUGUUGCAGAAGUUGCAAAUCACCCACUACACUCCCUCCCUCCCUCUUUCCGUUCAUUUUAAACUUUGUAGAUUUGAUCUCUUAAAGCGUGUAUAAUUUAUAUUUUAUCCUAAGCACGGGUAAGAAAAGAUUACAUUAAAAUUAAAAGGGGAAAGAGGGGGUGAAUUGCUCUCUUUUUAAAGACUGAUUGUGAAAGCCUAAUAACAUCACUGGUAGUGAUGGAUACAGUGGCGCAUCCAGUUACUCUCUCUCUCCCCCCACUCUCUUUCUGCCUCUUGCUUUCUCUGCCCCCCUGUCUCUCUCUCUCUAUCUAUCCCUCUCUCUCUGCCUCUCUCUCUUUCUCCCCCUCUGCCACCCUCUCUCUCUCUGCACUUAAAUCCCAGGGCUAGAGCGGCAUGCUCAUCUGUGUGUUGUCUACCAGCCUACACAGCCAUCUGCAGCCUUCCUGACACCAAUACAGCUCUUAAGACCAAUUAAGAGUAGUGUUCAGCAUUGCUCCUGAUGUUGCGAUCAACACUGGCACACGGUCCUCCAUAUUAAACGCUACGAAAGGGCCUUGCAUUGCACCAAGACCUGAUAGAGACGGGAAAAACCAGAUAGUCAAUCACACUUAAUAUAGCUAUCACAACAUAUGUCCAGUGAUCUCAUAAUAUCAGCACAUGACCAUGAUGUUUUUGCUCCUUCCCUUUCAUAAGCAUUCUAAAGGUUUUGUGAGGUUAAUACUUAUCACACGUUUAGUGUGAAAUGUCCUUUACCAGUAAGGGAUCAUCACUGAUUAAGGGCUGGUGUUAAGUAUCAACGCUAACAUUUAUACACAAAAACCACCUGCUGUGCAGGGUGAGACAUUUAUAUGCCAAUGUAACACUCACAUAAAUGUAAGUCAUCAGUGCUCCAGUUCAAAGCAUUCGCGCCCCAUGCUGUGGCUAUUUCUGUACCCUGUCAUAAGCUGUGACCUGGUCUCCAUUUCAGACAUUCAAAGGGCUGGGCUCUAGGAGUACCGUGUGUGUGUGUGUGUUUUGAUAGUUGGUAGGGUGUGUGUGUUCCAGGAUAGAGAUGUUGGUAAUAACUGGGUCCUGUUCUCAGGUUCAGUCUUAUAUUCGUAGGAUCAUAGACAGCCUGUCAGUGGCCUUGUUAGCUGCCUUUAAUGGGCUGAAACAUGCAGGGAACGCAGCCGUGUUAACAGUGUAUGUAUUGAGUUGGCAGUGUGUGUUUACAGAUGGGUGAGUGUGUGGAGAUGGGUGUGUGUGUGCAUAGCUUUAGGUGUGUGUAUUGAAUGUACAGUGGGGGAAAAAAGUAUUUAGUCAGCCACCAAUUGUGCAAGUUCUCCCACUUAAAAAUAUGAGAGAGGCCUGUAAUUUUCAUCAUAGGUACACGUCAACUAUGACAGACAAAUUGAGGAAAAAAAUCCAGAAAAUCACAUUGUAGGAUUUUUAAUGAAUUUAUUUGCAAAUCAUGGUGGAAAAUAAGUAUUUGGUCACCUACAAACAAGCAAGAUUUCUGGCUCUCACAGUCCUGUAACUUCUUCUUUAAGAGGCUCCUCUGUCCUCCACUCGUUACCUGUAUUAAUGGCACCUGAUUGAACUUGUUAUCAGUAUAAAAGACACCUGUCCACAACCUCAAACAGUCACACUCCAAACUCCACUAUGGCCAAGACCAAAGAGCUGUCAAAGGACACCAGAAACAAAAUUGUAGACCUGCACCAGGCUGGGAAGACUGAAUCUGCAAUAGGUAAGCAGCUUGGUUUGAAGAAAUCAACUGUGGGAGCAAUUAUUAGGAAAUGGAAGACAUACAAGACCACUGAUAAUCUCCCUCGAUCUGGGAGAUUAUCAGUGGAGAUCUCAAGAUCUCACCCCGUGGGGUCAAAAUGAUCACAAGAACGGUGAGCAAAAAUCCCAGAACCACACGGGGGGACCUAGUGAAUGACCUGCAGAGAGCUGGGACCAAAGUAACAAAGCCUACCAUCAGUAACACACUACGCCGCCAGGGACUCAAAUCCUGCAGUGCCAGACGUGUCCCCCUGCUUAAGCCAGUACAUGUCCAGGCCCGUCUGAAGUUUGCUAGAGUGCCUUUGGAUGAUCCAGAAGAGGAUUGGGAGAAUGUCAUAUGGUCAGAUGAAACCAAAAUAGAACUUUUUGGUAAAAACUCAACUCGUCGUGUUUGGAGGACAAAGAAUGCUUAGUUGCAUCCAAAGAACACCAUACCUACUGUGAAGCAUGGGGGUGGAAACAUCAUGCUUUGGGGCUGUUUUUCUGCAAAGGGACCAGGACGACUGAUCCGUGUAAAGGAAAGAAUGAAUGGGGCCAUGUAUCGUGAGAUUUUGAGUGAAAACCUCCUUCCAUCAGCAAGGGCAUUGAAGAUGAAACGUGGCUGGGUCUUUCAGCAUGACAAUGAUCCCAAAGACACAACCCAGGCAACAAAGGAGUGGCUUCAUAAGAAGCAUUUCAAGGUCCUGGAGUGGCCUAGCCAGUCUCCAGAUCUCAACCCCAUAGAAAAUCUUUGGAGGGAGUUGAAAGUCUGUGUUGCCCAGCGACAGCCACAAAACAUCACUGCUCUAGAGGAGAUCUCAUGGAGGAAUGGGCCAAAACACCAGCAACAGUGUGUGAAAACCUUGUGAAGACUUACAGAAAACGUUUGACCUGUGUCAUUGCCAACAAAGGGUAUAUAACAAAGUAUUGAGAAACUUUUGUUAUUGACCAAAUACUUAUUUUCCACCAUAAUUUGCAAAUAAAUUCAUUAAAAAUCCUACAAUGUGAUUUUCUGGAUUUUUUUUCCUCAUUUUGUCUGUCAUAGUUGACGUGUACCUAUGAUGAAAAUUACAGGCCUCAUCUUUUUAAGUGGGAGAACUUGCACAAUUGGUGGCUGACUAAAUACUUUUUUCCCCCACUGUAUGUAUGUGUGUGUCUGCAAUGUUGGUGUGUGUCUGCAGUGUUGGGUGUGUUUGUGGGGAGACGUGUGUGCAUGUAGAGUUGGCGGUUUGAGUAUGUGUGUGUGCAGUUGGCACACUGAUGGAGUCAUUUGCCUGGCCGCAUGCUGUGCCUGAGCUGAUAGGACAGAGUUUAAAGGCGCGGCUAUGACACGUUUUCUUCCCGUAGUCUUUUGUUUCGUUCACUCGCUUGCUCUUUCUUUCGCUCUCUCGCUCAUAUUUUUUUCUUGCUUUCCCCCUCUCUCCCUCUUCUCUGUUCCUCCUCCUCCUUCUCUGUACCUUAGAGGGUGCAUCAGCAAAAUGAAAGAGGGUAGAGAGCGGGAGAAGAGGCUGAGAGAGGACAGGGGGAUAGAGAUGUGCUGUGAUGGGAAGGAUGGUGGAGGGGAGAGGUGCCUUUAAUGGUCCGUGUCACAGCCCCCUUUUAACAGGCUGGAUUACUGCUCCUUUGUGUGCUGGGAGCUCACUACCUCAGGGGGUCCGCUAGCAACACACACACACACACACACACCACUUACCCCCGCUGUCACGAUUGGCCUGGGCAACUGGACAAAGGCACAGCACUCUGAUUAAAUCAGCGGGCUAACAAGGGGAGAGGGCAGGAGAGGGAGGGGAGAGGGCGGGAGGGGGAGAUGUUUAGAGAGAGACGAAAGGUAAGGGAUUUUAGGACUAAAGGGGAUGAGAUUAGAAGCAGAGGCCUAGAUGUGGAGAGACUGGUUGAAAAGGAGGAGGAACGUAUACACUGAACAAAAAUAUAAACUCAACAUGCAACAAUUUCAAAGAUUUUACUGAAAUAAAUUCAUUAGGCCCUAAUCUAUGGAUUUCACAUGACUGGGAAUACAGAUAUGCAUCUGUUGGUCACAGAUACAGUUGAAGUCGGAAGUUUACAUACACCUUAGCCAAAUACAUUUAAACUCAGUUUUUCACAAUUCCUGACAUUUAAUCCUAGUAAAAAUUCCCUGUCUUAGGUCAGUUAGGAUCACCACUUUAUUUUAACAAUGUGAAAAUUCAGAAUAAUAGUAGAGAGUGAUUUAUUUCAGCUUUUAUUUAUUUCAUCACAUUCCCAGUGGGUCAGAAGUUUACAUGCAUUAGUAUUUGGUAGCAUUGCCUUUAAAUUGUUCAACUUGGGUCAAACAUUUCGGGUAGCCUUCCACAAGCUUCCCACAAUAAGUUGGGUGAACUUUGGCCCAUUCCUCCUGACAGAGCUGGAGUCAGGUUUGUAGGCCUCCUUGCUCGCACAUGCUUUUUCAGUUCUGCCCACAAAUGUUCUAUAGGAUUGAGGUCAGGGCUUUGUGAUGGCCACUCCAAUACCUUGACUUUGUUGUCCUUAAACCAUUUUGCCACAACUUUGGAAGUAUGCUUGGGGUCAUUGUCCAUUUGGAAGACCCAUUUGCGACCAAGCUUUAACUUCCUGACUGAUGUCUUGAGAUGUUGCUUCAAUAUAUCCACAUAAUUUUCCUUCCUCAUGAUGCCAUCUAUUUUGUGAGCGGUCUUUCAGGUUAUGUCGAUAUAGGACUCGUUUUACUGUGAUAUAGAUACUUUUGUACCUGUUUCCUCCAGCAUCUUCACAAGGUCCUUUGCUGCUGUUCUGGGAUUGAUUUGCACUUUUUGCACCAAAGUACGCUCAUCUCUAGGAGACAGAACGCGUCUCCUUCCUGAGCGGUAUGACGGCUGCGUGGUCCCAUGAUGUUUAUACUAGCGUACUAUUAUUUGUACAGAUGGAUGUGGUACCUUCAGGCAUUUGGAAAUUGCUCCCAAGGAUGAACCAAACUUGUGGAGGUCUACAUAUUUUUUUCUGAGGUCUUGGCUGAUUUAUUUUGAUUUUCCCAUGAUGUCAAGCAAAGAGGCACUGAGUUUGAAGGUAGGCCUUGAAAUACAUCCACAGGUAAACCACCAAUUGACUCAAAUGAUGUCAGUUAGCCUAUCAGAAGCUUCUAAAGCCAUGACAUCAUUUUCUGGAAUUUUCCAAGCUGUUUAAAGGCACAGUCAACUUAGUGUAUGUAAACUUCUGACCCACUGAAAUUGUGAUACAGUGAAUUAUAAGUGAAAUAAUCUGUCUGUAAACAAUUGUUGGAAAAAUUACUUGCGUCAUGCACAAAGUAGAUGUCCUAACCGACUUGCCAAAACUAUGGUUUGUUAACAAGAAAUUUGUGGAGUGGUUGAAAAAUGUGUUUUAAUGUCUCCAACCUAAGUGUAUGUAAUCUUCCGACUUCAACUGUACCUUUUUAAAAAAAAAGUAGGGGCGUGGAAACCAGUCAGUAUCUGAUGUGACCACCAUUUGCCUCAUGCAGUGUAACACAUAGAGUUGAUCAGGUUGUUGAUUUGUGUCCUGUGGAAUGUUGUCCCACUCCUCUUCAAUGGUGGUGCGGAGUUGCUGGAUAUUGGCGGGAACUGGAACACGCUGUCGUACAUGUCGAUCCAGAGCAUCCCAAACAUGCUAAAUGGGUGACAUGUCUGGUGAGUAUGCGGGCCAUGGAAGAACUGGGACAUUUUCAGCUUCCAGGAAUUGUGUACAGAUCCUUGCGACAUGGGGCAGGGCAUUAUCAUGCUGAAACAUGAGGUGAUGGCGGCGGAUGAAUGGCACGACAAUGGGCCUCAGGAUCUUGUCACGGUAUCUGUGCAUUGAAAUUUGCCAUCAAUAAAUGUGCCAUCGUUGUCCUUAGCUUAUGCCUGCCCAUACCAUAACCCCACCGCCAUUGUGGGGCACUCUGUUCACAAUGUUGACAUCAGAAAACCGCUCGCCCAAACGACGCAUAAAUGCUGUCUGCCAUCUGCCAGGUACAGUUGAAACCUGGAUUCUUCCGUGAAGAGCACACUUCUCCAGCAUGCCAGCGGCCAUCGAAGGUGAGCAUUUGCCCACUGAAGACGGUUACGACGCCAAACUGCAGUCAGGUCAAGACCUUGCGCUCAGGUGAAGAAGCCGGAUGUGGAGGUCCUGGGCUGGCGUGGUUACACGUGGUCUGCGGUUGUGAGGCCGGUUUACACGUACUGUCAAAUUCUCUAAAAGACGUAGAGAAAUUAACAUUAAAUUCUCUGGCAACAGCUAUGGUGGACAUUCCUGCAGUCAGCAUGCCAAUUGCACGCUCCCUCAAAACUUGAGACAUUUGUGGCAUUGUGUUGUGUGACACAACUGCACAUUUUAGAGUGGCAUUUUAUUGUCCCCAGCACAAGGUGCACCUAUGUAAUGAACAUGCUGUUUAAUCAGCUUCUUGAUAUGCCACACCUGUCAGGUGGAUGGAUUGUCUUGGCAAAGGAGAAAUGCGCACUAACAUGGAUGUAAACAAAUUUGUGCACAAGAUUCGAGAAAUAAGCUUUUUAUGCAUAUGGAACAUUUCUGGGAUCUUUUGUAUCAUCUCAUGAAACAUGGGACCAACACUUUACAUGUUGCAUUUCUAUUUUUGUUCAGUAUAGAUACAGUAGUGAGAUAGAUGGGUAAACGAGAGUCAUACUUCUCUCCAAGUGUUCAGAGAGUCACUGUGUCAUUAUUUGCAGUUGAAAGAGAGACAUCCCCUCACUUUAAUAAUCCUGAGGAGCCCACGCUUUGUUCUUCUGACACACCUCAUUCCCCAUCAGUUUCUUUUUUUCCUGCCGUCUAAUGACUGUAAAUCUAGUCGCUGUGUGAUUGCUAUUUCAGUCUGCAUUUUGAAACACACACACACACUCACUGUGGCAAGCUGAGACUGAGCAGGUCAAUUGAAAGGGUCUUUGACUGUCCAAAGUGCUUAAUUAAAGUAGCAGACAAAUGUAAACACUGAGCUAAUUAUGAUUAGCCUUAAUUAGCUGUCCCUCUGAUCUUAAUUGCUUUUGAAUAAAGCUGACCUCUCUGUGUGCGAGAGAGUUGCACACGUGAUGUGAAUGCAGGGUAUGCGUUUAUAUUCCCUGUUGAAUUAAAUGCUAUAUUUGUGUUCUGCUUGUGUGUGUCUAUGGCUUGAAUGUGUCCUCUCUAGAGGUAGCUUGAUGUUUCUUGUGUAUAAUAACAUUGUAUAACGUGAGUGUUCUCCUCUCCCAGGCCCUCUUGGACACAGUGGUACAGAGGAGUGAAGGCUACAGCGUGGAGCGCUUGGAGAGACUCUUCUCUCUCCUCAGUCAGUGCAUCUACCAACACCGCCUGGACUACGACAAGACACGGCUACAA